UAUUGUGUGAUACGCCCAUGUCCCGUUUCUUAGCUCCAUCGCCUUAAUCCAGCAUAUGAAUAAUUACCAACAAGUGCUCUUAGAAUUUUGAACGGUGGAUUUAUCAGAAAGAGUGAAGACUUAACAUGUCAUGUAAUUGUUGUGAAAUGUUUUCCUUAUUUAUUCGUGGUUGCGUGCACUUGUUUUUUCGGCACGAAGUCUAGCCAAGCAGCAGGACAGUGUACGAAGAAAUAUGGUCCUAAUGGAGAGACAUUGGACAAAAAUAUCUGCAGUUCUCCUCACAAUUACUUUAAACGCAUUGCUCUGUGAGAGCGAGGACCCCUCAUGCCAUGGAGCGUUUGAUAUAUAUUUUGUUUUAGACAGAUCCGGAAGUGUGUCUGGAAAUUGGGGGGAGAUCUAUGGAUUUGUGGAGCAGCUCACCAACCGAUUUGUCAGUCCUAGGAUGAGAGUGUCCUACAUUGUCUUCUCCUCCAGAGCUGCUGUGAUUCUUCCUUUGACUGGCAACAGGAGGGAGAUAGAGGAGGGUUUGAACCAGCUGAGUCAGAUAAGACCAGCAGGUGAAACGUACAUGCACGAAGGCCUGAUAUCGGCUUCUGAGCAGAUGAAGGCCCAGACUAGCAGGUCCUCUAGCAUCAUUAUAGCCCUGACUGAUGGGAAAUUGGAGGUCUACCCCUAUGAACUGACUGUACGAGAGGCCAACACUGCCAGGGAGUACGGUGCCAGAGUGUAUUGUGUUGGAGUUAAAGACUUCGAUGAGACUCAGCUGGCAGAUAUAGCAGACACCAAGGAGCAGGUGUUCCCUGUUCUGGCAGGCUUCCACCAGCUCAAAACCAUUGUGAACUCGAUUUUGAAGCAGUCCUGCACAGAGAUAUUGAGAAUCGAGCCCUCCAGUGUUUGUGUAAAUGAGUCUUUCAACAUUGUGCUGAGGGGAAGUGGAUUCACCCGAGGGAGGAGCACGGAGGGUGUGGUCUGCACCCUCUCUGUGAACCACCAGAGCUACAACCAGAGGCCCACAGUGGUGCAGGACAGCUAUCUGCUGUGUCCAGGCCCAGUGCUGCACGAGGUGGGCCAGUCAAUAGAAGUUCUGAUCAGCUUGAACAAUGGCCAGUCAUACAUCUCCAGCCCUAUCACCAUCCACGCCACCACCUGUUCAGACGGGUGGCUGGUUCUGGUGGUUCUGCUGAUCCUGCUCCUGCUUCUGGGCCUGGCCUUGCUGUGGUGGUUCUGGCCUCUCUGCUGCACCAUUGUGAUCAGGGACCCUCCACCCUCCAGACCUCCACCCCCAGUGCCAGUGUGGGAGUCUGAGGAAGAAUCUCUCCCCAAGAGGAGAUGGCCCAUGGUGGACGCCUCUUACUACGGAGGCAGGGGGCCUGGAGGGAUCAAACGCAUGGAGGUGCGCUGGGGUGAGAAGGGCUCCACAGAGGAGGGGGCUCGGCUGGAGAAAGCCAAGAAUGCUGUGGUGACCAUGCAGGAGGAGGUGGAGGAGCCCAUUAUACCCAAACCCCCUCCCAGACCACCCCCCAUCUACCACCCCCCACCACAGUCCAAAUGGUACACUCCCAUCAUGGGAAGGUUUGAUGUGCUGCGGGCGUUGCUCAGGAGACAGUAUGACCGUGUGGCAAUCAUGAGGCCCACAGCUGGGGACAAGGGUCGCUGUAUGAACUUCACCAGAGAACAGAGGCAAUAGGUUAAAGAUAACUUUUCAAUCCUAAAGGGAUAGUUCACUAUAAAUUACAGUGCUGUGGGUGUGGGUGUGCCUUUGACGUGUGUCUUUGUCCAACAUCAUAGAACAUUCCAUUGUUCUGUCGUCAGACUUCUUUUUGCACUGUCAGAGGGUGAUUCAAGGAGGAAGAGGUUUAACCUGUAUAGCUAAUUGCUGAAACCAGAUAACUGUUUUACAGAUCGCUUGUCUGUCAGUGGGCCUAAGUUAAAUUUCCCUGACAACUAUGUCGGUAUUGUUUGUCAACCAGCACAGUCUGUGAUGACAUAAGGUCAUAUUUUUUUAUUAUGGCUAUUUACCAAAGAAAAAAUUGCAGUGCAUUGAUUGUCUGGGUGUUUACCUGCGCUAUUAGAGCUGCAUCGAUGUUUCACUUAUUGUAAAUAAAUGUGAU
This is a messenger RNA of Osmerus eperlanus (European smelt), 2111 nucleotides long. RefSeq names its product ANTXR cell adhesion molecule 2b (gene antxr2b). The transcript has 17 exons. The record is from RefSeq and is a predicted model, not a curated record. Gene Ontology annotation, cellular component: cell surface; plasma membrane. Lineage: Eukaryota; Metazoa; Chordata; Actinopteri; Osmeriformes; Osmeridae. The coding region runs from base 233 to 1687 and encodes 484 amino acids. Gene Ontology annotation, molecular function: transmembrane signaling receptor activity.